AUGUUAUCAGAAGAAAGUUUUUUGUCGAAAGUUCAACAACGCAAAUACUGGCAAAAACCAUAUACGAAGUGGAGCAUUGAAUCUUGGGAUGCAUUUUACUUUAAAGAACACCCUAAUGCAACAAUACGAAAUUUGCGUAGUUACCUAGCUGGUGAACUAAGAAGUAUCACAGAGAAUUCAGUAUCCAGAAUAAAAGAGAAGGCACUAAAGUUUGUGCCCACAUAUUGGAGGUUAAUGUUUACACAUUCUCGGGAAUGUGAGCAUAGUAUAAUGUGCUACGCUCUGUCCCUUUGUGCAUGGGAAGAAGAGCGUCCAGACACGAGUACCUGA
Rhizophagus irregularis DAOM 181602=DAOM 197198 is the source of this 330-nucleotide messenger RNA. NCBI's taxonomy places the organism in Eukaryota, Fungi, Glomeromycota, Glomeromycetes, Glomerales, Glomeraceae. The record is from RefSeq and is a predicted model, not a curated record.